AGCUUCUUUCUCCGGUUCCGAACCCACUGACAUUCUCACUCUCUUUCACUCUCUUUCUUUCACUCUUUUUCAUUUUCCACAAUGCCAAUCAACAAGGGCCCCACCACUCCUCCGCCCAUGAUCGGAAAAAUCGGCCCCUACACUGUCUUUGUGACGCCGCCUGCAACUCCCAAACCCGUCGUAGACCAGCCGGUUUUCGAAUCGCCACAGAAAGUGGCGGCGCCUCCCGUGCAGCCUCCGCCCCAGCAGUUUCAGAAGCCUGUUCCUGUGGAAAAUGGGUCCGUUUUGGGAUUCUUCAAGAAUGCCGUCACCAAAGUGCAAAACGCUCAUUCGAGUUUGGAUGAUCAUUUGGCUCGUUGGUUUGGAUUAAAUCAGUCAAAGUAUCAGUGGGCAUUGGAUGAUUAUUAUGAGAACAAGGGAUUGGAAAAAGAAGUUGGGAAAGCAAAAGAAAUGUCAAACAAAGUACGGAAUGUUUAACAUGCUUGUUUGGCUGAUUUUAACAUGAAGUGAGGAUGUGAGCUGAGUCUCUUUUGUAUACUAUAUCUAUGAUAUUUAAUAUAUUGGAUAGUGGAGAUUGAUCUGAAUAUUUGAAGUGAGCUUGUCCAAAAUCUGGGGAUCCAAUUGUUUGCAACAUUGCAGCUUGCUACGUACUGCAGUAGGCUAUGAGCUAUGUUAUGUGAUCUCAUAUUAAUUUUAUUUUCAUGCCAUGGUUUCGUUCAUGUAUUCCAUUAAGCUGCACUCUAAGUUAGGAUACUGCAAGGUUGUGGGCAUAAAUUGUUGAUGUAAUUUAUAUUCCGUUUUCCUUGUCUCUCAGUAAAAGAAAUAGUUUGCAACAAA
Messenger RNA from Mangifera indica (mango), 837 nucleotides. RefSeq lists its product as uncharacterized. The transcript is spliced from 4 exons. Lineage: Eukaryota; Viridiplantae; Streptophyta; Magnoliopsida; Sapindales; Anacardiaceae. Bases 82 to 477 code for a protein of 131 amino acids. The record is from RefSeq and is a predicted model, not a curated record.